This is a messenger RNA of Sclerotinia sclerotiorum 1980 UF-70, 477 nucleotides long. RefSeq lists its product with no specific name. The coding region runs from base 1 to 477 and encodes 158 amino acids. The transcript is spliced from 4 exons. The record is from RefSeq and is a predicted model, not a curated record. Lineage: Eukaryota; Fungi; Ascomycota; Leotiomycetes; Helotiales; Sclerotiniaceae.
AUGGGUAUUUUAUUGGAAAUCGACCGGAAUGUAGACUGUACAGGUAAAGAAACAAUUCGAGGAAUGUCGGGAGAAGAGGAUAGUGGCGUAAGACAGAGGGAAGAGAGUUAUACGGGUCGGAUUUGGUCGUCGUUGGGAAAUUGUUGGUUCGUAAAUGAUGGAAAGACCAAUGGGCGCGUAGUGAUCGUAGUGACUUGUCGCAAAGAUACUAGUAGAGAGGUACCUAGAUCCUGGGCACCUGUGAUUUUCUAUGAUUUUCAUCGUCUUCAUCCAAUCUAUCCAUUCCCUUCCGUGAUACACCCAGGUACCAAAACACCAAAAACCGAUAAAGAUUAUGAGGUUCUACAACAUCUCGACCGUUACAACUUCUAUCCAAAACGGCAUGUAAGGAGACCAAUGAAACGCGUAAAGCACAGAUCAGUCACGGUCUUAUCAAAUCGUGUCAGGAAAACAUUUAAAGCGGCAAGUUUGGAUUAA